UGUCUCCAGAGCAGGGGUGUCAAACUGGCAGCCCUCCAGCUGUUGCCAAACUACAAGUCCCAUGAGGCAUUGCAAGACUGACAGUUACCAGCAUGACUCCCAAAGGCAGAGGCAUGAUGGGACUUGUAGUUUUUGCUACAGCUGGAGGGCCGCCAUCCUGUGGCCCUCCAGCUGUUGCCAAACUACAAGUCCCAUGAGGCAUUGCAAGACUGACAGUUACCAGCACGACUCCCAAAGGUAGAGGCAUAAUGGGACUUGUAGUUUUGCUACAGCUGGAGGGCCGCCAGUUUGACACCCCUGGUCUAGAGUGAUGACAGAAAGAGGUUGGGCAUCUGCCU
Staurois parvus is the source of this 338-nucleotide messenger RNA. The record is from the annotation of a GenBank genome assembly. NCBI's taxonomy places the organism in Eukaryota, Metazoa, Chordata, Amphibia, Anura, Ranidae.